This is a messenger RNA of Macrosiphum euphorbiae (potato aphid), 396 nucleotides long. Lineage: Eukaryota; Metazoa; Arthropoda; Insecta; Hemiptera; Aphididae. The record is from the annotation of a GenBank genome assembly.
AUGUUUCUGUCGUACGCCGCCGUGGCAGUGUUUACUUUUGCGAUUUUGUUGAAUAUCUUCUACCUGCAGUACUCGCCCGUCGAAUCAGCCGCAACCGGUGGUUUGUACCCAUUGUGCGAGGAUUGUCUGAAGUCGGAGUGCCACGUCAAGCAUAAUAGGCCGUGCAUAACCAGAUGGGACCCUCAGUUCAAUUUCACAUGUUACACGUGUGAACCCGAAAAUGGCAACGAACAGUUCUAUUCCAAAGAUGAAUGCGAUAAGGGCUGCACGGACCCGUUGAAGAUGUGCGUUUGUGACAUAUCGUGUUUCAUGUGCAUCGUAAAAGAGGGCACCGAUUUGAGUAAAUACAAGAAGUGCACCGUAUCAAAACCGGAGGAGAAACCAACGUGCGUGUAA